GUGUGGCUGACGAGAUCAGAAAAUUGAAGGAAGAGUAUAAGGGCCCAAAAGAGGUAGACAAUGGUGACGGUCCAACACGUGUUUUGCGCGUCACUGCUGGCUCGCUUCACUGGCAGCAUUCAAUGCUUCAUGCGUGAGACACAAUGUCAUAAAGAUCUGAUCCCCCUCCUCGUUUGGGAACCCAUGUAAACGUCACUCACCCUUUCUGUCCGACAUUCUACCUAGCUGUAGUGUAACUGCCUGCCUUAACUGUCACUCAAACCCCAAAUAAAAACCGGAAAGCUCCCCAUCACAAGUCACAAACAAUCAAUAGAGUAUCGGACCCACGUUUGCUUGCUACCCAUCAACGAAGCAACACCAUACAAGCUUCCUACCCACAAUGUCGCACUUUUUCGCCGCAAUCGAAGACCUCGUCAAGAGCGUCGCCAACCUCUUCGCAGGCAUUUUCAACACCAUUGCCAAUGUAAUCGGAGGAUUCUUGACCAUGAUUGUCAACUUCUUCUCGUCCUUUGUCAACCUCAUCACCGGCACCAUCGAGGGUCUCGCUCAAAUGGUUGGCGGACUGGGCAAGUUCAUCGCAGGAAACAUCGUCCUCAUUGGCAUUGUCGCCGUCGCCGUCGUUGGAUACCAGCGCUUCGUCCUACAAGGCAACCAGCCCAAGCCCAUCACUCAGGCCAAGAAGACGACUUGAAGGCUUGGACAACCAAAGGCUGCUGGAGGCAAGCUAUCCGCGUUUGUCGAAGGCCUCUGAAGUAGCCAAUUAUGAACUGAGGAUAUUUACGCUGCCCAAGGAGAGGAUUCUCCAUCCUGGCUUGGGGUUAAUUCAAUUUUCUCUUUUGUAUCCGUGGGCUUGGUCACCACUUUUCCUUUCUCGCAUAAUGGAUUCUGGACGUCUUUUUGGGAGAAACCAAGGCUGUAUACGAUGAUACCCGGCGUUUGAUACCAACCCAAGCAAUAAAACAGCA
Molecule: messenger RNA, 965 nt
Organism: Pyricularia oryzae 70-15
Lineage: Eukaryota; Fungi; Ascomycota; Sordariomycetes; Magnaporthales; Pyriculariaceae
Exons: 2
Coding region: 380-691 (103 amino acids)
Source: RefSeq, a predicted model, not a curated record